Sinocyclocheilus anshuiensis is the source of this 735-nucleotide messenger RNA. RefSeq names its product olfactory receptor 1-like. Gene Ontology annotation, molecular function: odorant binding; G protein-coupled receptor activity; olfactory receptor activity. Gene Ontology annotation, cellular component: membrane. The transcript has a single exon. The annotation marks the transcript as partial. Gene Ontology annotation, biological process: detection of chemical stimulus involved in sensory perception of smell; G protein-coupled receptor signaling pathway. The record is from RefSeq and is a predicted model, not a curated record. Lineage: Eukaryota; Metazoa; Chordata; Actinopteri; Cypriniformes; Cyprinidae.
UUUGACCGACCAGUAUCAAGAAACGAAUUCACAUGAACAUUCGGAUUUUUGGAGAAACAUUUACCAACGUCGAGCCAAAUGAACCGUCCGCACCUGCUGAAAGUGUUUUGUUCUGGAUCGUAUUGGUUCUACUACUGUACGAGCGAGGCCUGAAGAAGCGGUAGGAUGUCAAAUGCUACAGAUGAUGUCAAUUCGUAUCCACACGUACGUGUUUGGGCAGCGGGAGUUUCUUUGAUCAUUUUGGCUUUUUUCAACUUGAUCAUCAACUGGACCAUAGUGCGCGAGGAGCGCCUGCGGAGCCACGCGCGCUUCGUCCUCGUGUUCCAUUUAUUGUUCUCCGCGCUGGUUUACUUCGCAGUAUGCUUUAGCUUCUACUUACAAAACUACCUGAAAGCAGCGACCACGGCAACCAUUUGCAUGGUGCUAAUCAGAAGUCUGAUGACAAGCGGUUCCAACAUCAUCCUCACCAUCACGGCGAUGGCACUGGACCGUUAUUUUGCCAUAUGUUACCCGCUCCACUAUAGCAAAGUUUGUUUCAAACCCUGGCCAUGGCUCAUCGGGGUCCUAACAUGGGGACUCGCGUCGAUUAUUCCUCUUACCCUAUCGCCCAAAAUAGAAAAUGGCACUGUGCCCUGUGGCAGGAAAUCUUUGCAAGGCGGAGAAAUGCACAAAAUCGUUUUAAUAUCAAUUUGUACUGUUCUUAUCGUGUACAGCUAUGUACGGAUCUUAUAUGAG